Drepanopeziza brunnea f. sp. 'multigermtubi' MB_m1 is the source of this 1686-nucleotide messenger RNA. RefSeq lists its product as uncharacterized. Lineage: Eukaryota; Fungi; Ascomycota; Leotiomycetes; Helotiales; Drepanopezizaceae. The record is from RefSeq and is a predicted model, not a curated record. Gene Ontology annotation, biological process: secondary metabolic process. Gene Ontology annotation, molecular function: CoA-ligase activity.
AUGCCUACCCACUCCGCAUACCCCCUGAUCGAUGUCCCAGAUGUGGAUCUGUGGACCUUCUUGUUCGAGAGAAAGGACCGACCGUUUCCUGACGACAAAGUGAUCUAUGUUGACCCCGAUGCGAAUCGGUCGUAUACUUUUGGACUGGUCCGUAGUACGGCUCUUGAGUUUGGCAAGGGCUUGAGGGCAGUCUGGGAGUGGAAGAAAGGCGAUGUGCUGGCAGUAUACACGCCCAAUUGCAUCGACACGCCUGCAUUAAUAUGGGGUACACAUUGGGCUGGAGGAAUCAUCUCUCCUGCGAACCCUGGAUAUACUGUAGAUGAACUGGCAUUUCAAUUGAAGGACUCGGGAGCGAAGGCAUUGGCGACACAGAAGCCGUUCCUGAAGACGGCGCUGGAAGCAUGCAAGAAGGUCGGAAUCGAUGAGGAUCGAAUUAUCUUGAUCGGGGACGAGAGGGACGAGACGAUGAAGUUCAAGCACUUCACAGGUAUCAGGAACCUUGCCGGAACGAGCAGAUACAGGAAGGCAAAUAUUGAUCCGAAGAAGGAUCUAGCGUUCCUGGUCUACAGUUCUGGCACUACUGGGCAUCCCAAGGGCGUCAUGUUGAGCCACUCCAACAUUGUGGCGAACACCUUGAUGUUAACUGCUGGCGAAGCCGGGAACUUGACAUGGAACGGGGGGCCGAAGAAAGAAGGCGACAAGAUAUUGGCCUUCCUCCCCUUCUUCCACAUCUACGGCCUGACCUGUCUCAUCCACCAAUCGAUCUACGGCGGCCUCCAACUGAUCGUGAUGCCAAAGUUCGAGCUCGAGAAGUUUUGCAGCCACAUCCAGAGCCACGCUAUCACAAUGAUCUACAUCGUGCCUCCCGUGAUUCUGCUCAUGGCGAAAUCGCCGGUCAUCGACAAAUACGACCUGUCGUCCAUCCGGAUGAUGAACUCCGGCGCAGCUCCUCUUACCAGAGAUCUCGUAAAUGCCGUAUACAAGCGCCUCAAAAUCCCCAUCAAGCAAGGCUACGGCCUUAGCGAGACGAGCCCCACGACGCACGCGCAACCUUGGGAGCAAUGGGACAAGACCAUCGGCAGCGUCGGCAAGCUGCUGCCCAACCAGACGGCGAAGUACAUGUCUGAGGACGAGAGGGAGGUGCCGGCCGGCCAAACAGGCGAGCUCUGGAUCAAGGGUCCGAACAUCUUCCUCGGCUAUCUGAACAACGCAGCCGGCACCCAAAACGCCCUGACGGCCGACGGUUACUUCAAGACCGGGGACGUCGGCUACCAGGACAAGGACGGCAACUUCUACAUCACGGACCGCAUCAAGGAGCUCAUCAAGUACAAGGGCUUCCAGGUCCCGCCGGCAGAGCUCGAGGGCUACCUCAUCGGCCACCCGGACAUUGAUGACGUGGCCGUCAUCGGCGUCGAGGACCGCGAGCAGGCCACGGAGGUGCCGCGGGCGUACGUGGUGCCGAAGCGAGGCGUCGAGAGGGGCAAGGAGAAGGAGCGGGAGAUUGCGGGCUGGUUGGCGCAGCGGGUGGCUGGGCACAAGAAGCUGAGGGGCGGCGUGCGGUUUGUCGAUGAGAUUCCGAAGAGCGUGAGUGGUAAGAUACUGAGGAGGGUGUUGAAGGCGCAGGCUGCUGCUGAGGAGGAGGAGGAGGAGAAGAAGAAGAAGAUGGGCGCAAAGGCGAAGCUGUAA